This is a messenger RNA of Schistosoma turkestanicum, 3843 nucleotides long. NCBI's taxonomy places the organism in Eukaryota, Metazoa, Platyhelminthes, Trematoda, Strigeidida, Schistosomatidae. The record is from the annotation of a GenBank genome assembly.
AUGUUUAAUGAUUCUGAUAAUUUCUAUCGAAUAAUAAAACAUGAUCAUAUUGCUUAUCGUUAUGAGAUUUUAUCAUUACUCGGGAAAGGUAGUUUUGGACAAGUUGUUUCAGCCUUUGAUCAUAUGAAAGGAUGUAAAGUUGCUUUGAAAAUAAUUCGAACAGAGCCACGUUUUACACGUCAGGCACGUGAAGAGAUACGUAUUUUAGAGACAUUAAAAAAUAUGCGUGAAUCUUGUGGUGGUGAUAUAAAUCGAUAUGAUUUUCCAAUUAUCAAUUUAUUUGAACAUUUCACAUUUCGUAAACAUAUUUGUAUGACAUUUGAGCUAUUAAAUAUUAAUUUAUAUGAUUUGUUAAAAUUAAAUAAAUUCACUGGUCUACCAAGAGAUCGUGUUCGACGAAUAUGUUAUCAAGUUUUAACAGCUUUACAAUUUAUACAAAAAGCUGGAAUUAUUCAUUGUGAUUUGAAACCGGAAAAUAUUCUACUUGUUUGGCCACAAUUACCAGAAAGUGAAAAUACUACUAAUACUAGUAAUCAUAAUCAUAAUAAUAAUACAACUCAUCAACAUGGUAAUAAUUAUUAUAAGAAAAGUCAACAACAUCAACAUCAUUACACUCAUAAUAAUAAUAAUAUAAACAAUGGAUUUGAUUCAUUGACUAAUUUACGUUCAAUGUAUCAACGUGGCACUGAACAAAAAGAUUACGUCAAAUUAAUUGAUUUUGGAUCAAGUUGCUUUCAAGAUGGUCAACCAUAUCCAUAUAUUCAGUCAAGAUUUUAUAGAGCACCGGAAAUUCUACUACGUCUAGGUUAUGAUCAAGCAAUUGAUACAUGGAGUUUUGGAUGUUUAGUAGCAGAAUUAAUCAAUGGUUUACCAUUAUUUCCAGGAGAAGAUGAAGCUGAUCAAAUGGCUUGUAUAAUGGAAGUAUUAGGUUUACCACAUCCAAAUCUUUUACGUUGUUCAACGGAAUUAGAUCGUUAUUUCAUUGAAUUCAAAUGUGAUAAGCUGAAACCAUCUACACUGGAUUUUAUGGAUAAAAAAGGUGUCAGAUUAAAUAAAGAUGUAGUCUAUUUACCACGUUAUUGUUCAAUACGUUAUUCAGACGGUGAUAAUCCGCCACAAUUAUUACCAGGACUUUCAAAACGUGGUGGACAUGUUCGUGGUAUACCAAAUAGUUUACCAUUAUUACAAGCUAUUACUCAAUCAAGACUACGUCGUUAUAAACGUAAAGAUACACGUAGUGUAUCGAAUUUAUCAACAACAUUAAAUACAACAAAUAAAAUGUCAGAAGAAGAAGAAAAUUAUCUGGAUGAAGACAAUGAAUUAGUUGUCAAUUUACUAUCAUCUUGUUUAACUUGGUUACCUGGUGAACGAAUUCAAUCAAAUGAAGCAAUUAUGCAUCCAUGGUUUAAUCAUUUCUAUAACAGUAAAUCAACUAUUGGAUUUCGAUCACAAAUACGUGUUCGAAGUAUGGAAGUAUCGAAAUUUGCACCAAAUCAUGGUAAAUUAAUUAAUGACAUUAAUGAACAUCGUUUAAUGCAAGAUUAUCGUAAUGGUUAUGAAUCAUUGAAUAAAGAUAUGUUAUUGAAUAAAUUCAAUGGAUUACGUAACAGUGGGCGACAUAAAGCACCACGAUUAAAUUCAACCAAUAGUCAUUUAGUCAAUUUUGAUACUGCACAUAAUAAUUCUAUUGUAGAUGAUACAGUGCAAACUAAUCAUGAAAUUAAUGUGACAUCUUCUUGUUUGGUUGAUGCACAAGUUAGUCCAAUUCAAGAGGAAGAAUUAAAAAAAACUCAUCGUAACUCUCAAAUUAUCAUUGUACAACAACAACAGCAACCAUCCUACUUGGUUACUGCCUCGAACUCACCGAUUACAUGUCCAAAAAGUUCACCUCAUUCAACACAAUUUACUGAUAAAUCGUCUUGUUCAUCUGUGAAUCGACGAGUUACAUUGAUUUAUUCAAACAACAAUACCAAUGAUCAUGGUAAUGAUAUUUCAACAAUCACAUCAGCUACUCCAGUGACAGCGGUUACGGUUACUACUACUGCUAAUGGCAAUAGCCAAAUUCUUAAUAACAAGUCAAGCAUAGCAGAUAAUAGUCAAGAGGGUCGAUUACUGGCUGUGAACUUAUCCUCCGAUCAUUUAAACUGUGAUAAUAAUAUCACUACAACCAAUAAUAGCAAUGUCGAAAGUACAUACGAUGAUCCUACUAUUAGUCAUUCAACUAACAGUAGUAUAAUUCGUAUGAAUAAAAAUAUUCUGAAUGGCAAUAAUAGCAAUAGUAGUAGUAACAGUAAUGCCAACAUCAGCGCUGUCGACUCAAUGCUACAACAUUCAGAUUUGCAUUCAUCAGUUCGUCGGUCGUUGACAGAAAUCAAUAAUUUAAACGGGACUCAUUUCGAGGUUAUUAUGGAGAAAGCACGUCCUCUAAUUCAUUCCAAACCUGAUACAAUAUACCAAAGUAAGAAACGAUUAGAUCGUGAACCAAUCAGUAAUAAUGACCGGCCAUUAUCAGAAUCCAAUCAUCAUUUACAUCGUCAAAAUAGUCAACAUUCGGUUACAGAUUACGGUAAAACUAAAAUUAUCAAAGAAAAUGAAAAUGAUAGUCCAACUUUUCUAAUUACUGGUCAUUGUUCUGAUUCAACACCCCAUCUACCUAAUCUUAUGUCAUAUAAUAUUAACCACACAAAUAAUCAUACAAAUAACAUGAAUACAACAACAUGCAAAGUCACAAAUUCACCAAAUCGAUGUUCAUAUUCUAAUUUGCAUCAAUCAGUACCAUUUGUAUCCUCAUUAACAAUUGACAAAUCAUUGAAUAAUAGUAUGAGUAAUAUUCUAAGUAUAUCAAAAAUGAAGCCUACCAGUGAUGUGACCAUGAUAAAUACCUCAGCUAAACGAUAUUCCAUGCCAACACGUUCAAAGUUGAUUGAUAUACCACAAACAGAAUAUGAAAUAUCAAUUACUGAUCAAAAUAAUAACAAUGAUAUUAACAAUGAUCAUUACAACCAUAUUAAUAAUGAUUACAUUAAACAGGAUAUUCAUUUUAUUCCAGUUACAUCAUCACACGCAAGGAAUUCAGUAGAUUCAGAUAUUUUUCACAAAUUAAAUAUAACAUAUAAUAAUAAUAAUAAUAAUAGCACUAGUCAUAUAACAAAUAAUGAUCAUCAUGAAAUAGUGUUUAGAUGUCAACCUGACCAGUACAGUCAUCCACAAAAUGAUGCUUAUCAUAAUUAUAAAAACAACUAUCAGUAUCGUCAACAACAACAACAACAACCGCCACCAUCACAAUCUAUUCAAUUACAACAUCAAGAACAACCAUUCAGUCGACAAACUACCAGUUGGUUGUCCAACAACAACAACAACAACAGUCGUAAAGUAUUGAACUUGACAAGAAACCAUGCAGAUCCAAGAGCACAUUCUCUCAACAGUCAUGUGAAUGGGAUUAGUUCAAUUGUUACAGGGAUAAAUACUGGUAGUACUUUGAAUUCUACUAUAACACUUCCAGAAAUCGCCCCAAAACCACCAGUUCGUACAAAAUUAAUCAUUUCAAACAAUAAAAUUAAUGAUACUACUAAUAAUAAUAAUAAUAAUGACUACACAAAUCCAAUAAGAUGGCGUUCAAUUAAAUCAUUAUCAUCGGAAGGUUGCGGUUAUGCAAAUCUAUACGGCCCACAACCUUACAGUCAACCAAACACUGAAUCACAUAAAAUUAUUGUACAACGUUUACCUCAAUUUAUUUUGAAUAGUAAUAAUAAUGAUGAUAAUAAUGAUAAUAAUAAUAAUAAUGAUAGUCAUAAUGGUUACGCAAAUCAAAUUCCAUUUUACUAUACUCAAUAUGAAACCUAA